GUACGUCACAGCACCCCUCCACCACAUGCGACUGCCAUGUGCUCAGUUGCAGGUGUGAGAAGCAGGUUGUUAUUAGUGUAGGUUAUGUAUUCACAACUCGUCUCGUCUCAGUCCUUCUUCCUCUACGUCUUCUGAAGCUCUAUACCUCGUCCUGCUUUCCUCCUACAUAACAACUCCUGCUACCCCUCGUUAUACUGUGGGUGACGCCGGCGGGUUGCUCGCAACUUAUCUAGGACUUCCAACUACCUCCCCAACAAUCAUGGCUGGUCACAAGGAGCCAAAGCUUCUCUAUACCAUCCCCGGCAUCAAAGCCUACCACAUCCAAAAUGGCGAGGAGCAAUCACUCACACCGUCUGGCCCGCAGACUCUGAGCUUGUUGAUGGUGCCGACGAGCUCACCCUUUUCCGGACUAAGCACGACGAUACCACAGAACGAAGCGCCGGAUGAAGACUUCUACCUCCAUCUCAACCUACCUCCGGAGCUUGAUCUGCCUCUACCCGCAACAACGCAGAUCUACCACCAGCCACCCAACUCUUACUUGAUACCACGCUGGGAUUUAGGACCUGACUCUGGUGCAUUUACCCGCAUAGAGUUUCCGCGGAUCGGCUACGGCGUGACCCAGGAGGAUAAAGACACCUUCGAGACCAUCCUCGCACAGUGUACGGCCUUCCUUGAGCGCGCCAAGCCGCCGCUUCCUUCUCGUCCGGGCGAGAAGAGCGCCUACCACCCAGCAGACUACGCACCGGGUGGCAAGUAUGCGUCCAACGAGAAAGGUCAGCCACAUGCCGGCCAGAUUGUCCUUAUCGAUGAGGAUAACGGCUCCGUAGUUGGCGAGCUCGGCGGCGACGCCAAGAUCUUCGAAGAUGCUAAGCUCAAGCCUGGCUCCAAAGACCCUGUCGAGGUGCAAGUGAGUGAAGAUGGCAAGCGCAUCGAAGUGCGGCCGGUGUCAGAAGACUAUCUCCGCAUGGCCAAACAUCCGGCAUACAAGGAUUCCAGCCUCGUCAAGAACGCAGCCACUGCAUCGCGGCUCAUCGUUACGGGCAGCUCAUACAUCGGCAAUAUGCUAUCAUCUUCCGCGGACAACUUCACGCAAAAAACGAAGCCUCUCCCGAAGCCGCUGGAAUUCACAGAAGCCACGCACGCCAGAGCAAGGAAAAUCAACACCUUCACCCAGGGAGCGGCAGGCUUGUCGUCAAAGACCGUCGGCCAAGCGACGAACAUUGUCCAGAACCUGGCUGCAGGCAUGUCCGGGCACAAGAAGCAUAGGCCGCUCAAAGGUUACGACGAGAAGGGCCGGCCUCUCGGACCCGACGACGGCUACAAGCCUGGGUUACUCAACAAAAGCAUGAUCGCCUUCUCCACCAUCGCAGACGGCAUCGCCUAUUCGGGCAAGAAUCUGCUCACAAGCUCCGGUGCUGCCGCGACGGCGGUGGUAGGCCACCGAUACGGACCCGAGGCUGGCGCCAUCGCGGCAGAUAUCGCUGGUGGCGUCAAGAACGUCGGUCUGGUGUACAUUGACGUUACGGGUGUGUCGCGUCGGGCCGUGAUCAAGUCUGUGGCUAAGGGCAUGGUUGUUGGUCGUGUGAGGGGGGGUGGUGAGGUUGUGGUUGGUGGAGGCGAUGGAGGCGUUAUUCCGGAGGAGGACCGGAGGAAGAUGGAGGGUAAGGAGGGCGUGCAGAAUGAGAAUACGCAUGGAGCGGGUACUGCGUAUGGGCCGACUGGAGGAGAGUACCAUCCGGUUGGAUUCGGAAAUGCUGCCCCUCCUGUCUACCAGGAGUUCGGACAGAAGAGGUAGAUCUGCACGAGCAGUUACCUGAGCGAGCCCUCCCCUGUUUCUUCUACCGCCUGAAUCGAUGCUAGCCUUAGCACAUUGAGUAAUCGGCCACUACGAGUAUAUAGUGAGUAUGACCUAACUCACCGCCUCUGACGAGGAUAACCAUUUGCCAGUAGUCCACAACGCAUGUACGUCC
This is a messenger RNA of Baudoinia panamericana UAMH 10762, 1970 nucleotides long. RefSeq lists its product as uncharacterized. Gene Ontology annotation, biological process: cell division. NCBI's taxonomy places the organism in Eukaryota, Fungi, Ascomycota, Dothideomycetes, Mycosphaerellales, Teratosphaeriaceae. Bases 260 to 1795 code for a protein of 511 amino acids. The transcript has a single exon. Gene Ontology annotation, cellular component: plasma membrane. The record is from RefSeq and is a predicted model, not a curated record.